GUGUGGUGGUUGCUGGCUGAGCUGGAAGAAUCUCCGAGCCUGGCAGGAUCAGCUGUUGGGAGAAUAUUUUGAGCAGGUUCAGGAGCCUUUGAAGGAACUCUCAAUGCAGAAUAAAACACACACAUUCAGACCGAUUCGCUUGUUUAAAAGACAAAUACAGUUAUUUACUACUAAGCCAUUUACUCACAGCGGAGGGCUUUCUGUUUGCAGCUGUAUGUGCACUGCCAAGUGGAGCCAACUUGAGGAAAGAAACAUUUGAGGAACAUCUCUCCAACACACUUCAUUUACCUGAAGUGGGACUUGGGAAGUCGCAUCAUGCCACAUCUCAGCACACUGUGUGUGUACUUUUUGAUGGUCUUGAAGCCAGUUAUGACAAACACCAUCACCGAGGACAUAGAGGUUUUGGUAUUUUUGCCACAAAAUAAUUCCUACCCUUUUUCACAUACAAGAGUCGCGCCGGCGAUCCUUUACGCACAACAGAGGCUGAAGACAGACGGAGGACAGUACUCCGGGUUCCACUUCAACAUCCAGUUUGAGAACUCUAACUGUGUCAAUGAUGCUCUGUUCAUGUUAGUGGACAAGUCGUGCGGCCAAAAGCCGGAUCUGAUUUUGGGUCCGGUGUGCGAGUACGAGGCGGCUGCGGUGGUGAGGCUGGCAUCUCACUGGGACAUCCCGGUGAUCUCGGCAGGUGCCCUGGCUGCCGGCUUCAGCAACAAGAACACCGAAUACUCCCACCUGACCCGCAUCGCUCCGUCUUACGUGAAAAUGGCAGAGACCUUCACCGCGAUGUUUGAGCACUUCACCUGGAAGAGCGCGCUGCUGGUUUACGAAGACGACAAGGAGGAGCGGAACUGUUACUUCACUUUGGAGGGAGUCUAUCAUCUGAUGGCUGACUUUAACAUUAAAACAUACGCUUUCUACCACGAUAAUCGCUUGGACACUGAAGACAUCCUCCAAAACAUCCAUGACACUGAAGUGGUGAUCAUGUGCAUGGGAGCAGACAAAAUAAGAGAGAUCAUGCUGGCUGCACACAGACAACGGCUGACCAACGGCAAUUAUAUGUUCUUUAAUGUUGAACUCUUCAACGCCUCUUCUUAUGGCAAUGGCUCAUGGAAGAGAGGAGAUAAAUAUGAUAACGACGCGAGGCAAGCCUAUGCUUCUCUGAACACUGUGACGCUGCUCAGAACAGUCAAGCCUGAGUUUGAAAACUUCUCCAUGGAAAUGAAGAAGUCCAUCGAAAAAACUGGGUUUCAUAACUGCAAAGACUGUGAAAGUGUCAACAUGUUUGUUGAGGGAUUCCAUGAUGCCAUGUUGCUGUAUGCCAUCGCCCUGCAUGAAGCCAUUAAAAAUGGAUACAGUAAGAAGAAUGGGACAGAGAUCACCUCGCGCAUGUGGAACAGAACAUUUGAAGGAAUCGCUGGCCAGGUAUCAAUGGAUGUCAAUGGUGACAGAGACGGAGAUUUCUCUUUGAUGGCCAUGACCAAUGUUGAGGCCGGAACCUACGAGGUGGUGGCCAACUACUUUGGUGUAAAUGGAACUUUUCAAUUGCUGCCUGCCUUCAACAACGACCAUUUCACUCUGAGGGGCAGACAUAAAGCACACACAGAAACAGCAGACAAAUCAUGUGGAUUAGGAGUAUCAGCUUUGACUGGAGUCAUAGUCGGAGCUGUUCUGGGAACUGCAAUGCUUAUAGCAUUCUACUUUUUCAGAAAAAACUACAGGAUUACUAUUGAGCGUCGCACACACAGUGAAGAGUGCGACAUCGGGAAGCACCGUCAGUUACGAGAGGACUCCAUCAGAUCGAACUUCUCAGCAGCAUAAUCCUCAGCAGCGGCAGUCCCUUCACAGAGAAUCACACAUCUAAAUGUGACCAAAGACUUUGCAAUGGUUGUUGGUGGAGCCAUGCUGUUUGAAAUUUUGUGUAUGUAUCCUCUAAUGUUUUGACUUAUUGUAACUCAGGACAGUUAUCAGUCACAAAGCACCACUUCACUUGGUUUGUCCUCCAUACAAAAAGUAUAUGAUUGUAUUGGUGUGUAGAGAGCUUUGACCAUAAUAUUCUAGGAUUUUUGAAGGAUUUUGUUUUAGGGUUUGUUUGUUUGUUUGUUUGUUUGUUUGUUUGUUUUUAAUGUUCAGAUGGUGAUUACCAUGACUGUGAAUGAUUCAGAACAGAUGGCUAUAUUUGCAUGCACUACUGGGGUGGCUGAGGUUUACUUGUGCCUCUCAGGUUGACAGGACAAACAGGGGCCUCACAUUUAAGGCUGGUUAAUUAUAGUGGCAUCUCGAAACUUUGAAGACAGCUGGAGCUAACCAACUGAAAAGGGAUAUAGGCUCGAUCUAUAUCUAUAGGCUAUAAGCUACUGAUAUUAAGCUACUGAUAUUGUAAGGUUUUCAGUUCACCAUAACCUUGCUGAGAUCCAGCAGCCUCCAUAUAAAUGAAAUUACUCAUUCCUAACUGAGCACAUUGCUCUUAAAUUUAGGAAUGCUGGGUCACAUACUGUAUCAAUUUGAUCACAUCUCUUUUACACCUUUUGAUUGGCUCAUUUACAGCAUUUCCUUUUUUAAAUUUGUCAGUUUGUUACAUUCAAUUAUCACUUCAUAACAAAUUGUGGAACUACUUCCUGGUAAUGGUUAAUAAAUUAUUCACCAAUGCUUUAUAGGCCAUAGUAAGUAACAACUUGGGUUGAAUCAUUUUGGCUUUAUAGGUAACCAACCUCCCAGUAAAUUUAAGGAAAAGUACAAUUUAUAACUACUUGGGAUUUUCGUAGCUCUGGCAUUUGGUUCUAUCAAUUUUUAUCAUCUGACCUAUCUGAUCUUCUUAGGUCUCAUGUUUGGUGCCCUGUUGAACCUCCUUUUUUUUCUCCGUGCUGGUGAUCGGAGGAGGUUAUUAGUGAUGAACUGAUUAGAUUUAAGUGGUCAGAGGUCAAGGUCAUUAUGACCUUGCACCUGUCUUAGCUUAUGAACAUGAAAUCUCAAGAACACCUUUAGGGAAUUUCCUUAAAUUUGGCACAAAGUCUACAUGGACUCAAGCAUGAACUGAUUAGAUUUUAGUGGUCAAAGGUCAAGGUCACUGUGACGUUGCGUCUGUCUCAUUCUUGUGAAUCUGAUCUCUCAAGAUGAAGGCCUUGGAGGAAUUACCUCAAAGUUGGCACAAACAUCCACUAAAGGCUCAUUUAAGCUCAACGUUAAAUACAGAUCCGGAUACGGA
Messenger RNA from Epinephelus lanceolatus (giant grouper), 3205 nucleotides. RefSeq names its product natriuretic peptide receptor 3 (gene npr3). Lineage: Eukaryota; Metazoa; Chordata; Actinopteri; Perciformes; Serranidae. Gene Ontology annotation, cellular component: membrane. The record is from RefSeq and is a predicted model, not a curated record. Gene Ontology annotation, biological process: signal transduction. Gene Ontology annotation, molecular function: peptide hormone binding; natriuretic peptide receptor activity.